AUGCACAAAAGCACUUCUGGCUCACUAGGCCCCAGCGGCCUCGACCUAACCCAGGCCUUCUUCAAGCCCAUCUCCGGCGCCGCCUCACCCUCCUCCACCAAGCGCCAUACCAAGAUCUCCGUCAUCGGCGCCGGCAACGUGGGCAUGGCCAUCGCCCAGACCAUCCUCACCCAGGACCUCGCCGACGAGCUCGUCCUCGUCGACGCCAAACCCGAGAAGCUCCGCGGCGAGAUGCUCGACCUCCAGCACGCCGCAGCCUUCCUCCCCCGCACCAAGAUCAUAGCCGACGUCGACUACGCCGUCACCCACGGAUCCGACCUCUGCAUCGUCACCGCUGGGGCCCGCCAGAUCCCCGGCGAGUCCAGGCUCAACCUGCUCCACCGGAACGUCGCCCUCUUCCGCAAUGUCAUCCCGCCGCUCGCCAAGUACUCGCCCGACACGAUCCUGCUGAUCGUGUCGAACCCGGUCGACAUCUUGACAUACGUGGCCUGGAAGCUGUCCGGGUUCCCCAGCAAUCGGGUUGUCGGGUCGGGUACCAAUCUGGACUCUUCGCGGUUUCGAUUCCUCAUUGCUGAUCAUCUUGAUGUCAACGCUCAGGAUGUGCAGGCUUACAUUGUUGGGGAGCAUGGUGACAGCUCAGUGGCAUUGUGGUCGAGCAUUAGCGUAGGGGGAGUGCCGGUGUUGAGUUUCUUAGAUAAGCAAGAAAUAGCAUACGAGAAAGAGACGCUAGAGAGCAUCCACAAGGUGGUUAUAGACAGUGCAUAUGAGGUGAUCAGUCUAAAAGGAUAUACUUCUUGGGCAAUUGGAUACUCCGUGGCCGCGCUAGCUUGGAGCAUAUUGAGAGAUCAGAGGAAGAUCCACCCAGUCUCGGUGCUUGCCAAGGGGUUUUACGGGGUGGACGGUGGAGAUGUGUUCUUGAGCUUGCCGGCCCAGCUCGGGAGAGGUGGGGUUUUGGGGGUGACCAAUGUGCAUUUGACUGAUGAGGAGACUCAGAGGCUGAGGGACUCGGCUAACACCAUCUUGGAGCAGCUGAGUCAGUUGGGAUUAUGA
Messenger RNA from Prunus armeniaca (apricot), 1050 nucleotides. NCBI's taxonomy places the organism in Eukaryota, Viridiplantae, Streptophyta, Magnoliopsida, Rosales, Rosaceae. The record is from the annotation of a GenBank genome assembly.